AUGCCUCUUCUCUCAGCAGAUUCCGUUUAUAAGCUAAAACGUUCUUUGUAUGGCCUUAAGCAGGCCCCUCGAGCAUGGUUUGACAAAUUUUGUUGCACUCUAUUGGAUUUUUCCUUUACUCAGAGUCAAUAUGAUGCAUCUCUGUUUCUUCAUAAAGGAACCACUGGCAUUGUUUUCUUGUUAAGGCUUCAACAGCAUCUUCACUCGGUUUUUCAUAUGGAAGAUCUUGGCCAUCUUACUUACUUUGUUGGUUUAGAGGUUCAUACUACACAACACGGUAUUUUCUUGAAUCAACAUAAAUAUAUUCAGGAUUUGAUUCGAUUGGGUGAUUUAUGUGAUUCAUCUUCUGUUGAUACUCCGUUGGAGAUUAAUGUUAAAUAUCGAAAGGAUGAAGGGGAUGUUCUUCCAAACCCCACUUUAUAUCGAAAGUUGGUAGGUAGUCUUAUCUACCUCACUAUCACACGUCCAAAUAUUUCCUUCGCGGUUCAUACUGUCAGCAAGUUUAUGGACACCCCUUGCCACCUUCAUUUUGUAGCUAUUCGCCGUAUUAUUCACUAUCUUAUUGGGACUUCUCAUCGUGGUUUGUUCUUCCCUCGAGGGAUGCCUUUUGAACUCAAAGCUUACAGUGAUGCUGACUGGGCUGGUUAUCCUGAUUCUCGUCGUUCUACUACUGGGUGGUGUAUCUUUCUUGGAAGUGCUCUUAUUUAUUGGAAAUGUAAGAAACAAAAUUGUGUUUCUAAGUCCUCCACUGAAGCUGAAUACCGAGCUAUGUCCGCUACAUGUUCUGAAGUUGUGUGGCUACGUGGUCUUGUUACUGAACUUGCUGUUUCCAAGCACAGCCUACACCUCUCUAUAAUUGCAGAUAUCUUUACCAAGUCUAUGACUCAUCUUUGCCAUAAUUUUCUCAUCAGCAAAUUGAUGCUUGUGGACUCUCCGGCAUCAAUUUGA
Molecule: messenger RNA, 948 nt
Organism: Olea europaea var. sylvestris
Lineage: Eukaryota; Viridiplantae; Streptophyta; Magnoliopsida; Lamiales; Oleaceae
Exons: 3
Coding region: 1-948 (315 amino acids)
Source: RefSeq, a predicted model, not a curated record